CUUAACAACUUCAAAAAAUACCCACACAAAACUAACACAGCCAUGUUAGACGUGUAUAGUACUAUUAAUUCCGUCUCACAAAACUUCUCCCUAUCAUCGGCGCCGCCGCCGACACUACCACUCCCGCCGCCUUCGUCACCACCGACGGUGAGCCGUUACGAGCUACAAAAACGGCGAGAUUGGAACACAUUCGGACAGUACUUGAGAAACCACAAGCCACCACUGAUACUUUCUCGAUGCAGCGGAGCGAACAUUCUAGAAUUCUUAAAAUACCUAGAUCAAUUCGGAAAAACGAAAGUUCACAGCUGUAAUUGUCCGUUUUUCGGCGAUCCUCAUCCGCCGGCGCCGUGCAAUUGCCCGUUGAAACAGGCGUGGGGGAGCCUUGACGCGCUAAUUGGGAGGCUACGCGCUGCUUUUGAAGAGAACGGAGGACGGACGGAGACGAAUCCGUUUGGUGCUCGAGCAGUGAGGUUGUAUUUGAAGGAAGUGAGAGACACGCAAGCCAAAGCGAGGGGGAUUGCUUAUGAGAAGAAGAAAAGAAGAAAUAUUAAGCAGCGGAUUAGUAGUACUAAUAUUUGUGACUAGAGUUUGAGAAAAUUUUAAAAAAAAAUGAAGAUGCUAUAUAUAAUUAAUGGCUUUAAUUAUUUGGAAUUUGAAUUAAUUAGCUUGUUGGAA
Messenger RNA from Solanum pennellii, 675 nucleotides. Its product is annotated as protein LIGHT-DEPENDENT SHORT HYPOCOTYLS 4-like. NCBI's taxonomy places the organism in Eukaryota, Viridiplantae, Streptophyta, Magnoliopsida, Solanales, Solanaceae. The transcript has a single exon. Gene Ontology annotation, biological process: mRNA transcription; response to light stimulus. The coding region runs from base 43 to 585 and encodes 180 amino acids. The record is from RefSeq and is a predicted model, not a curated record. Gene Ontology annotation, cellular component: nucleus.